This is a messenger RNA of Leptidea sinapis, 1317 nucleotides long. Its product is annotated as protein FAM166B-like. Lineage: Eukaryota; Metazoa; Arthropoda; Insecta; Lepidoptera; Pieridae. The transcript is spliced from 5 exons. The record is from RefSeq and is a predicted model, not a curated record. The coding region runs from base 45 to 797 and encodes 250 amino acids.
CUUCCUUUGUCAUGUUUUUACAUUCGUAAAUAAAAACUUUCAAAAUGUGGAUUGACGUAAGCGGCCCUGAAAGACAUAAUUAUACAUCGCAAUACAAUGGAUCCUACAUACCGGGAUACACUGGCCACUGCCCGUUGCUGAAGUUUCGAUACGGCAAGUGCUACGGCGAUAACACAAGGCAAAUCCUGCGAGAAAUACGGACGAAGGGGCUGUUUGACAAACCCUUACAAUAUAGGCCAGGAGACAACUAUGAACUAGACAACGUGGUGCGGAAGGGGCCUAUCAAGGACGUGUACGACGGAAUGCACAACCGAGAAUCUACUUACAUGACUGGAUACACAGGAUAUGUACCCGGAAUGAAUUUCACCUACGGAAAAUCGUAUGGCAGAACUGCCGACGACUGCAUGACUAACUUCGUAGAAAAUCAACGUCAACUAAAACGAAAAGCAAACUUCAACAAAAGCUACGUGAGAUCAAGAAGUGCUCCCAAAAUGGAGACCGUACAUUCAAGAGACGAGAUCAGAAGGGAUUUAAGCAGAUUCGUGGAGAUCAACAAAUAUAAGGAUAAUGCAAUAUCAGCGGAAUUUCCACCAAUAGCCGGCUACACGGGACACAUCCCGCGGAUUAAGGGCUCCGAAGCUUCGCUAAGCCAAAGAUACCAUUGUGCAGCGAAACGCGGCCUCCAACUCAUACAAAUGGAAAGAGAGAAACGCAAAGAACUGCAAAACGCUGACGCCAAUAUCCGUGCCAUCCUCAAACCUAACGAUAAGAAAUAUUCGUACAUCAACUGGGGAUAGCAUACGGCCAGGAGAAUGUUCUUUACUAAGUGCAGAUGAGCAUUCUUCUUAAAUUUCUUUGCAAAUGUGGAAGACGCGAGACUUUAGGAAAUUAGAAAAUCGGCUUUGAAAUAGGUAAUCCGUAAAUACAAAGUGAAAAAAGCAAGCGGUAACGGAACCACGAUGUGGCGAAGAUGAGCAGGAUAAAAAAUACUUAAGUAAUUUAUUUCUGUCCAUGAUCGGAUUUUAAUGACUUGGUGCCCAUAGCUGAAAAAUGAAAGAACUUAAGUUAAGAUCACCAACUAUCGAUGAAUAUGCUUUUACAAUAUGAUCCCAGAAACUGAAUAAAAUGUGUUACGAAAUUCAAAAUAAUUGUUAAUAACUUAGUCCCAAUUAAACAAUAGGUGUAAAAUAUUUAAGUGAAAUGUGUAUGAACCUAUGUUACUAAUUGUGAACAAUAUGAAAUCGGUAAUAUGAAAGAAUAAACUCACCAGUAUACUAACUCAUUUGUCUUCUAGGGAGAUGGACAGGGGCUAAGGAC